AUGUUCACCUCCUGCAGCAGAGCAUCUUUAUUAAUAAGAUCAACCAUCUCGUCCCUCCGCCAGUCCUCUUCUCGUGCAACUUCACCACUCCUCUCACCCUUCUCAUCACCCCGCACAAGCACCAGCACCACCGUCACACCAAAACUCUACUACGCCCGCGCCAUGUCCUCCGCAGUAUCCCUCGUCGAGUCGGCCAAAAAGGCCGCCGCCUACCGCGCCGUUGAUGAGCACCUCGAUGCGUCGGCCCGCUUCGUCGGCAUCGGCUCCGGCAGCACUGUCGUCUACGUCGUCGACGCCAUCGCCGCAAAGGGCCCCUCCUUCUGGUCCAACAUGACCUUCUUCCCCACCGGCAGCCAGUCCAAGGGCCUCAUCCGCGCCGCCGGCCUGCGUCUGUGCAACCUCGACGAGAGGCCACUGGGCCCCGACGGCAAGCUCGUCGCUUUGGAUGUCGCGUUCGACGGUGCGGACGAGGUCGACGCCGACCUGAACUGCAUCAAGGGCGGCGGUGCCUGCUUGUUGCAGGAGAAGCUUGUCGCCAUUGCCGCCAAGAAGUUCGUUGUUGUUGCUGACUACCGCAAGCUCUCUCAGAGGCUACUCACCAACUGGAAGGCCAUCCCCAUCGAGGUCCUCCCCAUGUCCGCCCCGGACGUCCUGGACCGCCUCACGGACCUCGGCUCCAUCAAGCCCAUCGUCCGCCCGGGUCUGCCCGCCAAGGCCGGCGAGGCCGUCACCGACAACGGCAUGUGGAUCAUCGACGCGCCGUUCCCCCAGCUCCUCCUGCCCUCGGACGUCGAGGCCGGCGCCAGCCGCAACGCCGCUGGCGCCUGGGAAGUCUCGGCGCUGGCCAAGGAGCUGCUGCUGAUCCCCGGCAUUGUCGAGAUCGGCAUCUUCCACGGCCUCAACGGGCUGCAGGCGGCCCAGGCCGGCAAGUUUGGUCUCGCGCAGAAGCCGGUCGCGGCGUACUUUGGUAUGGAGGAUGGCAGUGUGAAGGUUACUGGCGCAUAG
Colletotrichum gloeosporioides is the source of this 1005-nucleotide messenger RNA. Its product is annotated as Ribose-5-phosphate isomerase. Gene Ontology annotation, cellular component: intracellular membrane-bounded organelle. Lineage: Eukaryota; Fungi; Ascomycota; Sordariomycetes; Glomerellales; Glomerellaceae. Bases 1 to 1005 code for a protein of 334 amino acids. The record is from RefSeq and is a predicted model, not a curated record. Gene Ontology annotation, molecular function: ribose-5-phosphate isomerase activity. The transcript is spliced from 2 exons. Gene Ontology annotation, biological process: pentose-phosphate shunt, non-oxidative branch; D-ribose metabolic process.